This is a messenger RNA of Cladophialophora yegresii CBS 114405, 1731 nucleotides long. RefSeq lists its product as uncharacterized. The coding region runs from base 1 to 1731 and encodes 576 amino acids. The record is from RefSeq and is a predicted model, not a curated record. Gene Ontology annotation, biological process: transmembrane transport. Gene Ontology annotation, cellular component: fungal-type vacuole membrane. Gene Ontology annotation, molecular function: transmembrane transporter activity. The transcript is spliced from 2 exons. Lineage: Eukaryota; Fungi; Ascomycota; Eurotiomycetes; Chaetothyriales; Herpotrichiellaceae.
AUGGCAUCCAUUUCCGCUUUCUUCCAUUGGCUCAACCGCGAGACGGGCCUUCAAUCUAUCCGCGAAUAUGGCAACAGAGACAUCUACCUCAUCUUGAUGACUCGGUUCCUCCGCAUGUUUGCCUAUGGCGGCGCCGCCCUCGUCCUGGCAAUCUUCCUGUAUGCGCAGGCCGGUGUCAGUUGGAAACAGACGGGGACAUUCAUGACAUUGACCCUACUGGGCGAUGCCGCAAUUAGCUAUAGUUUGACAAUCCUAGCGGAUAAAGUUGGAAGACGACGGAUUCUGCUGAUCGGGUCGCUGCUUAUGACACUCUCCGGCACAGUGUUUGCAUUCAGCAAGAAUUACUAUCUGCUCCUGCUGGCCGCGGUCUUUGGAGUAAUAUCCCCAGGAGCACACGAAGUCGGACCAUUCCGCGCUGUGGAGGAAGGCAUCCUUGCACAACUUGCCCCGUUAGAAGCUCGCACGGAUAUAUUCGCCUGGUUCGCCGUCUCUUCCACCCUCGCCAUGGCACUUGGCCUGUUCGUGACAGGGUGGAUCACUUAUGCACAACGGACAUACCUGAAGAUUGACUGGAAAGAAACAUAUCCUCCAAUCUUCGGCAUGUACGCAAUCAUCGGCCUCGUCAAAUUCCUCGUCACCCUCCUCCUGAGCAAGAACAUCGAAGCAAAGGCCGCGGGGCAAUACUCCUGGGCGGCGACAACGGCGUCAAUGACCGAAGUAGACGAAGAAGUGGCUUCUCCGUCAGAACAAACGAGACCUCUGCUCGACGGCACGCCACGGCGCUCCUCAACUGCGAAACAGCCAAAUAUCACGCGCACCGCCAGCAUCCGAUCUGGAUCGCCACAUUCUCAGCCUCAACGUGGCAGAAAAGACUCUUUCUUUGGCCGGCUGCGCACCUCCCUCUCCUCGCCAUGGAAGGUCUCCCGCUCGUCCCUGCCUAUCCUAUUACGCCUCUCCUGCCUUUUUGGCCUCAACGCCUUCGCGUCCGGCAUGCUCCCCCUCACAGUCAUGUCGUGGUACAUGUCGUGGCGGAGCCGCUGGUUUCUCACCCACCGGAUCGGGUACGCCCUGUCACUCGUGUGGCUAGCCGCCUCGUUUUCGAACCUCUUCUCAGCAGCCGUGGCACGCAGGCUAGGCCUGGUCAAAGCGAUGGUCUGCACGCACCUGCCCUCGGCCGUGUUCCUGGCCCUUGUCCCGCUCGGGCUCGUGGUCUCGGGCUGGCGUCUGCUGGUGUUUCUGCUGCUCGGCGACGCCGUGUUCGGCAGCAUGGACCAAGCGCCCCGCGAGGCGUUUGUCGCGGCGGUGUUUUUGCCCAGGGAACGCACCCAAGUCAUGGGCACGCUGAACUUUGUGCGCACUCUCGGCGCUUGUCUCGGCCCCAUUGUCACGGGCAUGAUAUGGUCAAAGGAGCGAUGGUGGGUCCCCUUUGAACUCGCCGCAGCUCUUAAAAUCAUCUACGACAUAGGCCUGUUGAUCAUGUUCCUGAGGACGACAUUACCCGAGGAGCGUCGCCGCGCUGUACUUGAUGCGCGCCAAGGAGGCGCGGAUCAGCACGGCGGGGGCAUGACGGCCGCGGAGAUGGACGUCAAUGUUCUGAUGGAUCAGUUGCAGUCGGGGGAGGGUCGUGGGCUAGCGCAUCCGAGUGACUUUGAUGUCAGUGAUAAUGAGGAUGAGGAUGGUGAUGAUGGCGAUCUGGGCCAGUACAAGCCGUUGGUCAGGGAGGUGUCGUGA